GCUCCAAUUGGAAGUGAUCUACAAAGACCAUUAAGUCCAACUGUUUGGUCUAUACCCUUUCUUUAAGUUAGUGAAUACUGAAGAAACUUCCAACUGUUUAAUAUGCAAGACAGCAAGCUGCAAGUGAUGGUGGCUGCUUAAUGGCCUUUAGCCCUAUGUAUUGCUCUCACUUUGACCUAAUGGUUCCUAGAGUGCAUCAAACCUGAGAGGGUGCCAAUUGAACACCCAUGUUAGAGCUGGGGUCUUCACAGAAUUAACCUUUUAUCCUUAGAUCUCAAUACUGAUGAGUAAUAGCUCAGAAGCCAUUCAGUCACUGAAUAGCCAGAACUAUCACUGUCAUUUUUUUUUCUCACAGGAUCAGAAAGCUGAACUAGAAAAACAGCCAAAGGCUGAUGCAAGGGGAAGAUUUGUAGAGUUUCUUUUGAGUACCUUCCCAAAGCAAAUCAUAGUUUAUUCCUUCUCACACAAGUUUCUUGUAGUUUGUUCUGUGGCAUGUUCCUCAGGAAGAAAAAAAGUACCUCUUUGAUUUGAUACAACUUCCCCACCUAUGAAUAAUAUAUAAGCAAAAUUGUAUUUUCUCCUUUAGAAGAAUCUCCUGCUAAUGAAAAAGUCAGUUUUCAUCCGUAAAAUUAAAUACUUCCAAUAUAAGAAUGGGUUACAUGAGAAUUAAGGGAGCACAUAAGGCAUGUGUCUUCUCUUCAUCUCCCAGAAAUGCUAAUUAAAGAUCAAUUCACCAUGAAAUACUCAUGCCUGGAUUGUCAAUGCAAAAGAAGAGAUCUCUCUGCUGAUCCCCGUUUCUGCUUUGCAAAGAAAAAGGCUGUAUCCUUGCUAAAAGAAACUUCCCAGCUUCUUUCAGACCUUGGAUGGAGCAGACCAGAACAAGCAUGGAUUUGAAAAUUUGCUGGUUAACGUGGUUAGGUUAAGGAUGAGAGAACAGUCAAGUUCUCUCUAACAAGGGGACAGUGUCUAGUUUUUUAAUGCUGUGAACCUACAGCCAUGGGAAUUCAUGAUGAAGAUCAUUGCUCAUUCAGAGAGCUGCAUGGCCAGAAGAGGAUUUGCAAUGAGAUCUGCCACAGGCCUGAACACGUAUGCAAGGAUGGAAGCUAUCUGUGGCUGCCACAUUUAAAUAGCUACCUUCUGAAGACUGCUGAAUUGGUGACUGGCCUAUUACAUAGGGAGCAGGUGACUCCCUAUUAUAGAAUCCUUUCUAAAAACAGAGGGUCUUCUUCCACUGCAAGUGGUCUGUCUGUGUUACCUGGGCAUUUACAAACUGUCUGACAUUCAAAAAAAUCCAAGAGUCGUAAAUGCCUAGUAAGAAAGCUUACAAUUUUAAGGUUUUGUGCUUCAUUAUGGGGGUUUGGACUGUUUUUUAUUCUGUGUUUAAACAAGGCCUCAUGCAAGAGUCUUCAUGCUUUCUAUGGCCCACCAAGUGCUGUAAUGCAUUAUUGAUGUUCUGAAACUUAAACAAUCACUCUGUCAUUUGAAGUUUAUUUUUAAAACAUGGAUGAAGGAGAAAAUCUUGAUGCUGUGGUUUCUAACUGGUUUUCAAAUUUUGCUGUCAAUUGUAUGAGACCACAUUUCGAUAGCAAGUUCUCUUUUUUAGGCUUUUAUCUGGAAUCUGUCUUCCAAUCCAGUGCAAAAAUCAAACAGGCUUUCUUCUGUGACAGCAUUUCUUGGUAGAGGCCAACACAUUGCCUAUCAUGACUAUACAGAAGGGGUUUGAUUUACCCUAUGAUACAAUGAUUGCUCAUGUUUACAUGUGAUAUGCUUGCUCUAUGAUUGGCACUUUCCCAUUUCUUCUGAAAAGAAACCUUUUUAUGACCUUCCGUACACUGUAGCCUCUUACUUAAAUGAAACACUGUGAUUGAGCAAUAUAAUGGCUUUAAUUCCUCAACUUUGAUCAUAGUUGCUUUGGCCCCAGCUAGUAACCGGGUAGCCAGAAUGAGUGUGAAUUGCCCAGCUUCAGAUAGAGAUGUAGGGGUAGGUAGGUCAGACUGCCUAUUAAUACCUUAAUUAUCAGGAUGAUACCCACAAGAGAUCUUGAAGCUCAUUCAUAAUUUUAAAUCUGACACACAGUUAUACUGCAGAAAAGAACCAAACCAAGACACUGAUGUUUCUCCACAUAACAGAAUAAGCCCGUGUCAUAGCAGAAAGGUGCUAUGAAUUGGAACUUGUAUUUCAAAAAAACACAUACAUGUGUCAAUAUACUCCAUUAAAAAUACAUUUUUAAAGUUUGUGGUGUAGAUUUUGAAAAGGCAACUUGCAUCUGAAACAAGCAAAUGAUGGUUGAUACUAACAUUGGCUUCAACUUACUUCCACUCAGCAUUCAUAGACAAGUGCAGGCUAUGACUGUCAAGACAAUUCUAGAGUGAGGGAAUAUAGAUAAAUAUUGUAAGAGGUAAUUACUAUUUUGUAGAAAUGUCGUGGUAUAUGUUAACAAAGUUUUGUGAAAUAUGCCUCUGAAAGACUUGGUUACACAGAGCUGUGGCACAGGAUUAUGACAGUGGUAAGAAGUUUUGUACUGAAAAAAAUUAAGAGUCCUCAUCUCAGAGGACACAGUAUUGUGAGUUGAGCUGCUCAGGAAGGGUGCAUUAAAUCAGCAACAACAGCUUGAUGGGAUCUUUACUAAAUGCCUUAGAGCUGGGUCUGGACAAUAAACCUGGGAUGUGAAGCAGACUUCUUAUAAUCCCCAAAACUUGUAUUUUGGGGUCUGGUUUCAUCUUCUUACACUGAAGUAAACAGGAGGUUCAUCUAAAGCCAGAAGAUCCACAGCAGUCUGUUUGGGAUAGGUUAGGGAUGUAGGAUUUUGCCCUAGAUGUAACAUACCAAUGGCAGACCCGUUAGGAUGUCUCACAGCCAGAAGGAAACUCUUCCACUGCCUAGAAUCUUCCUGUUUUUGUUAAGUAGUUAUAAUGUUUAGUUUUAUUUUGUUUGCUUUAAUCACUCUUCUUUUCUGAUUAAUGAAGGCCAUACUAGUACUGUACUACACCUUUACUCUUAGAAAAAUUCCCUUCCCAAAACACUUCCCCAAAAACAGCUAUUUAAUGCAGCCCUUUUGCCAGCCCAUUGCUAUGGGAACUCAGUCUUUCAUUUAUGUAUGAAAACAGAGAUUCCUGUGUUGUGUGUGGAGCUGAAAUUCUAGUGUUUGAGCUUUGAUAUCUAAAUAAUGAAAUAUGUUCUUGCAGAAUUUUCCUGAUCAAGACAUACUGGGUCAGGCUUUUGAAGAUGCACUAGAAGUACUGCAGCAGCACUCCGACAGAGAAAUGCAGUACUCACAAGGUUAUAAAAAUUGCUUGACUGUGAUCAACCAUCAUCCCCACCUUCGAGCAAGUCCCAGCUACUCCUCAGUACCCUCUACAGAGGAACCAGGAUACAGCUGGAGAACUGUGAUAAACAGUGCAGCAGAUUUUUACGCAGAUGAUUCUGUCUACCAUACGCUGCAGAAUACUCCAGAAAGCCAAGUGAUGCAUGCUGCUGCUGUCCAGCCAAAAGCAGGGAAAGGUAGAAAAAAGCUUCGUCUUUUUGAGUACCUCCACGAGUCUCUGUAUGAUCCAGCCAUGGCAAACUGCAUCCAGUGGGUGGAUAAGCCCAAUGGUGUCUUCCAGUUUGUCUCCAAAAACAAGGAGAAACUUGCAGAGCUGUGGGGAGAAAGAAAGGGAAACCGCAAGAUCAUGACGUAUCAGAAAAUGGCCAGAGCACUGAGGAAUUAUGGAAGAACAGGUGAAAUUAUUAAAAUUCGAAGGAAGCUGACAUACCAGUUCAGCGCUGUUGUUUUACAAAGACUUGCUCCAUCCUAUUUCUUGGGAAAAGAAACUGUUUAUCAUCCAUACAUUCAGCCUAACCAAGAAUAUCAGUGUGCAGAUGACUGGACCAACUACAACAGUUACAUGUUUAACAAUGGUUAUGCAUUACAGCAUGCUAACAGCUAGACAUCACAUGAACAGCCUGUAAUACUUUCCAGCACAGGAACUCUUCUCUAUACAUAGCUUUUCCUAUAUCAUAUCAUUCAAACACAUGAAGAGAGCUUAAAAAAUGAUCUCAACUUACUUUGUUCCUUUUGAAGUUGUCAAUAGUCAUUGAAUAUUGAAGAAAAACAGCAGCUGUAGGGCAGGUUCUGUUCUCUGUGGCAUUAAUCAAAGGAAGUACAACAAAUUCAAGCUAGUAUAUCCAAGGUAGGGAUCAAGACUUUUGUCUGCAGUAUGGAUCAAAGAUCCCAUCCUGAUAAUGCUCAUUCACUUUGUCAGUUCUGUGCAUAUCCCCAACUUUCCAAUCAGAAUGCAGAUACUGUUGUACUAUAGCUCACAAUUGGAUACAUGAGAAUUAGGAAGGGAAGAGAUUUGCCAUCUGUGCUAAGCUACUGUCUGCUUUUUCAUCAACACUCUUUAUUAAGAGAUGAUUUCUGAGUGAAUCCCUGGCUGAACUAUAGAGUCCACAUGAAGGCGCACCUGUUGGCCAGGUUGUUAAUCCUUAAUCACUUAUAUUAACAUAUUUUAGAACAGAUCCUGACACACAGCAUUAGGAUCACCAGGUGUGCAUUUCGCUGUUGGCAGGGAAUUCUUUGAGAAAGAGACCAUACCAUGGCAGAGUUAGCAAAGGAUUAUGCUUUUCAUUAAGCUAUUUACAGUUCUCCACCACUAAUAUGAGAUGUCACACUUUUAUCCAUCAGUUCUAUACUCAGCUGACAAACCAGCUUUGUUACAUACAACCACCUGUGGAGUUAUAGCUUUAUAUAUAAAAAUAUGGUAUUGCUUCUCCAGCUUUUUUUUUUUUUUUUUUUUAAUUCAUGGUGCUCUUGCUGAGAGACUCAGUUACACUCUUUCUGAUAUAUCUGUUCCUUUGUGAGCUUGUAUCAUCAUACAGUUUGGUUGUUGUGCUGAAAUACUUCCAUUUGACUGCGUUCAACUUUGUAUUCUGCAUUUUGCUUCAAGUGACUGCUGGUUCAGGUAGAAAGAAAAAGAAAAUAGAUAUUUGUGAAGAGGUAUACACAGUGGCUUGAUAUGUUUCAUGAAAUUCACUGACAUUAAUAGUUAACCACUUGCUCUAAAUCCUGCCUACAUCUGCAGGGAAAUCAUUUUACAUAAUAGACAUAAUGCAACAUUCUCCACUCUGGCAAAAUUCAAGCUUUUGUGUUAUUACUUUGGUUAAGAUGAAGUAUGUGUACCCUUAGAAAUAAGAGGUAUAUUAAACAACACUAUGACCCAGGUUUUUUGUCAUCAAACAUCCCACAAGAUAAGCAGGUCAUAACUGUGUUGUUCAUAUUUUGGAUGUAGUUUUCCAUAUGUUAACUUUUUACACAAAAUAGACACAAGUUGCCUCUAGUUGUAUGUCACUGAGUCUGGAUUCUGCUGUAGCACUGAAUGUAGUGGGACUUUUACGAAGGACUUAGAUCUUUAAGUCAGGAUGCCCUCAUUGUGUGAGCACUUAACUAAAUACAACAUUUUGAAUAUCAUAAUGUACAUAAAUUUGAUGAGAAACUGCAUGUUAAACACCUGUCACCAACUGUACUCUGACUUUGUGUUAUUUACCAGGCUGGUAACAUACACUGCAAUAAGAAUCUACCUUGUUGAAAAUGCUUACUUUGUCAGCGUGUUUAGAUUCACUUUUCUCAGCCUCAUCUGCUUGUUAAGUAGAUAAAUCAAAAAGUAGAAUAAAAUACUUUUUAAGUUCCA
This is a messenger RNA of Coturnix japonica (Japanese quail), 5669 nucleotides long. RefSeq names its product Spi-C transcription factor (gene SPIC). The record is from RefSeq and is a predicted model, not a curated record. Gene Ontology annotation, cellular component: nucleus. Gene Ontology annotation, biological process: regulation of transcription by RNA polymerase II; cell differentiation. NCBI's taxonomy places the organism in Eukaryota, Metazoa, Chordata, Aves, Galliformes, Phasianidae. Gene Ontology annotation, molecular function: sequence-specific DNA binding; DNA-binding transcription factor activity, RNA polymerase II-specific.